Nicotiana tabacum (common tobacco) is the source of this 1070-nucleotide messenger RNA. The record is from RefSeq and is a predicted model, not a curated record. Lineage: Eukaryota; Viridiplantae; Streptophyta; Magnoliopsida; Solanales; Solanaceae.
GUGGCUAGUUUGUUGCAUAAAAUGCAAUUGCGUGCAGUGGAAUCUGUCUCAGAAAAUGCAGAAGUCAAGUUUGUCGUAUCGGUACCUCCCACAAGAAGUGAUGUCCUUCAUCCUUGUGAUGUAGCGGAGGAUGUUGCAAUUGCUUAUGGCUACAAUGAGAUCCCGAAGAGAAGACCUGCAUCAUUGAAGCCUUUACCUCUCAGUCAAUUUAGUGAUCUAAUUCGGUCGGAGAUUGCAAUGGCUGGUUAUACGGAGGUCCUAACAUGGAUCUUGUGUUCCAAGAAAGAAAUUUCUUCUAUGUUGAACUGUGAAGAGGAUAAGUCUGCUGUAAUCAUUGCUGAUUCUCGUACAUCUGAAUUUGAGGUUGUGCGGACUAAUCUCAUGCCUGGAUUAUUGAGAACCGUUGGACAUAACAAGGACCAUCCAAAGCCGAUGAAGAUUUUUGAAGUUGGUGAUGUAGUCCUGUUAGAUGGCACAAAGGAUGUUGGUGCAGUAAACCGUCGCCACCUUGCUGCUCUGUAUUGCGGCGCUAACUCAGGAUUUGAGCUAAUACAUGGUCUAGUCGACAGAAUCAUGGAAGCAACUAGAACUUCUUUUGUAUCACCUGGGGACUGUGAAGGUUACUACAUAGAAAGAUCAGAGGAGCCUGCAUUUCUUCAGGGAAGACAAGCUAAAAUUGUUUACAAAGGAAAUCGAAUUGGAACAUUCGGAAUUGUGCACCCUAAGGUCCUCAAGGAAUUUGACAUCCCAGAUCCAUGCUCCUUUGUGGAGCUUGACAUGCAGAGUUUCUUGUAAUGUGGCGACAAUUUUAACAGAUGUCUCUGUGUUGAUUGAUACUCGGUAACUGAGGUAGAAUUCAGAAAGAUGAUACACAUACAUUUUUGGUUCGAUUAUUGUAUGAGAGGAAACCCUCCUCUCUCAAGCAUCAUGUUUGAUAUCAUUGAGAUAAUCAUUGAUUGUUAGCCUGGUUAAUUAUCUUCCUUUGAGCAACAUAACUUUUGUUAUAAGAAGCUGUUCUCUUGUUUCCCCUUCCUUGUAUCUUAAUGGAUUAUUUAGUUUGCAAUGAAAAA